This is a messenger RNA of Brassica napus (rape), 2825 nucleotides long. RefSeq lists its product as uncharacterized. The coding region runs from base 428 to 2692 and encodes 754 amino acids. Gene Ontology annotation, biological process: proteolysis. Gene Ontology annotation, molecular function: cysteine-type peptidase activity. The record is from RefSeq and is a predicted model, not a curated record. The transcript is spliced from 13 exons. NCBI's taxonomy places the organism in Eukaryota, Viridiplantae, Streptophyta, Magnoliopsida, Brassicales, Brassicaceae.
UACAUAUUCUUGAAUGCAUUCUUGAUUUUUGCAGGAGACAAUGAAUGAAUCAGAUGAUGACACUCCUGCCCUUGAUACUCAAGUAUUCUCUCCUAAUCUGACAAAAGAGGUAUAUGCUCAAUGAUAUUGUUUUCACAGUUGGAGUUUACAAAUUAGUUUUGGGUGAUUUUUUUUACAUAUAAAGGCUUUUCUGAUUUUUGACAGAAAGAAACAAGUGAGUCACCUGCUGAGAGGCCAUCCAAUCCUAAUCAAGAUGGAAAACCAGAUGAUGAGAUUGUGAGAGAGAAAUUAACAAGGGAGUCACCUGCUGCUCAGAGUCAAGUUUCGCAGAAAGAAACAGUGGAAAUGAAUGAGACACCUUCUUCUCCAAUAGCUCCAAAGAGUAUUGAAACUCCCGUUUAUACUCCAAGUCAGACUCAGCAGGUACAUGAUUGAGAGAGAGCCAUCGGAUGACACGCCUGCCCUUGAUAGUCAAGUUUUCACUCCUAAUCUGACAAAAGAGAGGGAAACACAAACCUCUACUGAUGAGACGCCACCCAAAACUAAUCAAGAAGAAGGAAAAACAAAUGAUGAGAUUGUGAUUGAGUCACCUGCUGCUCAGACUCAAGUUUUGCAAAAAGAAACACUGGAAAUGAAUGAGACACCUUCUUCUCCAAUAUCUCCAAAGAGUAUUGAGGCUCAAGUUUUUACUCCAAUUCAGAAACAGCAGACGGUAACAGAGGGAACGUAUGAGGCUACACAGCCAUUGACUGAGAUCAUUUCAGCAAACAAUAAAAAGGAGGAUACACAUGCUGUGCAUCACACACCUUCCUCUCCAUUGUCUUCACUAAUUGCACUAGUUAUUGAAGAAAAUAAGAAUGCUUUGAGUGAGACAGAAACUGCGACCCAAUAUUUUUCUCUAAGUGAGGGAGAGGAGACACAAUCAAGCAGAAAGAAUCAAGCAGAAGAAAAUCUCAAGGAUACUACAAAACAUACAACUGAGCUAGUUUCCACAGAUGUUUCGAAGACACAGCCUCUUACACAGCCUCUUACACAGCCUCUUACUCAGCAAACACAGCACCUUCAGACAAGUGAGGGAGAGCAAUCCGAUGAGACACCAUCAGAGCAGAAUCAAGCAGAAGAAAAUCUCAAGGAUACUACAGAACCUACUACUGAGCUAGUUUCCACAGAGCCUACUACUGAACCUACUACUGAGCAUGUUUCGAAGAUACCGCCUAUUACUCAGAAAACAGAGCAUCUUCAGACAAGUGCUAUAGAUUUUUCAGAAACAAACGAGGUUGAAGUAAGCAGGCUUCUAGCUCACUUUCAAAUAGGCGCAGAGGUUGAGAUUUUGUCUACUGAUGACGAAAUAUGGUAUCCAGGAAAGGUUGUUGAUCUUAAACUGUGUGAAGGACUAGAGGAGCUGACAGUUGAGUACACGACACUCUUCGCAGACCAACAUAGACUUCAGAAACUUCAGGAUACUAUCACGGCUGACAAAAUACGUCCUGCAACACCAACUAGUGACCAAAAAUCCUUUGAGAUGAUGGAUAAGGUAGAAGUCUUUUACAACAAUGGCUGGAGCAGCGGACAAAUUAGCAUGGUACUUGGUGAUAACACAUACUCGGUGUGUCUCUAUACUUCUAUGGAAACUAUUCUAUUCAAACAUUCAGAUUUGCGAAUUCAUAGAGAAUGGAAAGAUGGAGUCUGGAAGAUGGCAGAUAAGGUGAAGCCUGAUAAGAAAAGGAAAGCUGCUGCCUCAUCACAAAAUUCAGGAAUGGAUAAUGUUUUCCUAAGAAGGAGCGAGAGGGUGCCUAAACGAUCUAGAGACACAAAAACUCCAUUCAAGUCUGACAGAAAUCCGGCUUUAACUGUAAUACCUGAGAUUAUACCUGCAGUUGAUCCGUUUUCAACUCCUGCGGAACAUAAGCUUUCAAGGCUUCAAAAUUGGAUGACAUUAAAGCCCGGCAUGCAUGAAACGUCCCUAUCAAUCAAUGAUAAUAAGAUAAGGAAAUCUUUCUUUCAAAGCAUGGAAAAUGCAAAAAAGGACCUUAAGAAAGAGCACAUUGAUGGAGCCUUUGCAAUGCUAAAUUGCAGAAGAAAUGAGAAUGCUGCUUGGUUCCACAACUACAAGAUUCCAAAGGCGUGCUUCCUACCUAUGGAGUUCUUGCAUUGCUUGCUCUCUCAUGAUUUGGCUUACAAGAAAGAAAAGGUCAAAGGUAAAAAGAUUUUCAACGAUUUAUUUAAAGAUAUUGUAAGAGGGAAGGUAUAUCCAGAGAAGACAUGGGGAGAAGAUGUUGAUGUUGUGUAUGGGAUUACUCUUGGAAAAAAAAGCAAUGUCUGGAUUGGGAUGGAAAUUCAUUUGAAGAAGAAAAGAAUCACAGUAUAUGAUUGUUUUCAAAAGGAAAGCAACAGCAUUGAUAUUCCUCAAGUGAAAAAGUUGGCAGUGUUGAUUUCUGAUCUGCUGGUGGAAUCUUCUGGUGAUGAGGUAGAUAAAGUGAAGAUGAUUCCAUUUGAGGUUGAGCAGGCACAAGGUUUACCCAAGACAAAACAUCCUUUCAACUGUGGGAUAUUUCUUGUCAAGAUUCUGGAGUGCCAGUCAUUGAAGAUAGGAGACAUGACAAAGAUUAAUGAUGACAAUGCAUUGGAGCUAAGGAGAACCUUGUCUUGUGAGAUCUUCAACCAAUUUGUGGAUGAGAGCUUUGGGAAAUGAGAAUGAUGCAUCAAAACAUUUUUUGUUUUAGUUAAGACUCGGUUUUAGUUAUGACUGUUUAUUUUGUUAUGUUGUUGGCGUCUGGUUACAUAAGAAAGAUUGGAAGGAUAUCAAGUAUUUUUUUUGGGUAUCA